Lutzomyia longipalpis is the source of this 3768-nucleotide messenger RNA. RefSeq names its product testis-expressed protein 2. Gene Ontology annotation, molecular function: lipid binding. Gene Ontology annotation, cellular component: endoplasmic reticulum. NCBI's taxonomy places the organism in Eukaryota, Metazoa, Arthropoda, Insecta, Diptera, Psychodidae. The transcript is spliced from 9 exons. The record is from RefSeq and is a predicted model, not a curated record. The coding region runs from base 240 to 3440 and encodes 1066 amino acids.
GUCAAUCUGCUGACAAACAAAAUUGCAAUUUUGUGUUUUUAUUUUAGAGAAGGAAAAGUAAUCAACAAAACACAUUAUCCAAAUGAUUGCGUACUAAGAAUUAAUAGUUUAACUGACGUGUUGCUUCUGUUCAGCAAUAGCUUCUGUAGUCAUUGGAAUUGUUCUUGGGUGUAGUCAAGAUUCUUUACUGAACAUAUUUUUUGUGCGGGGAUUUUUCCUUCAAAUGAUAUUUCCGCAAAAUGGAUCCACAGAAAACACCAAAGAAUUCCAAACCAUCCGGAAGCAGUAUUCCCCUCACAAUUCGUUUCAAUGCAAACGAGGAGAGUAUCUCGGAGUUCCUGAAGCCCGACGAGAGUCAUUCCGGCAGUAGCCCCCAUAGUGACGAAAAUAGCUGGCGCCGAGACUUUCUGCAGGGCAGCUUCUUCCAUCGCAAGCGCUCAGGCAGUCCCGAUGGCCAGAAUACGGGGCUCCUGUCUUCAUCCGAGGGUAACACCUGGAAGCUAAUUAAGGGCAAGGUUACACAAGCCAUGGAGGACAUAAAGGCCCCGAGACAAGAGAACCCACCGAAAUUUCCCAAUGACGCUACUGGUGAUGAUUUAGAGUCGGAUUUAGAUUCCAUGACCAUCAACAGUUCUGUGAGUGAGGAAUUUUGCGAAGCGCAAACUUCGAGUGAUUUUGGGCGAAUUUAUGCGAAUAAAACCAACGAAUCUGACAGCGAAAACGAUGUGGAUUCAGAGAUACUUAGCCUCGAUCAGGAACUACUAGCGUCCGGUAAGCACUCUCCCGCAUCCAGUGCCAAGAUGUCCUCAAAUAGCUCAUCAAAGUCAGGCAGGCAAUCCCUGAUGGCGAAAUUCAAUAGAAGUAAACGCGGAGAUGAACCCUCAUCGUUGUCCUUCUUGCGGCGUCGAACGAAAGCAGAGCCAGUUGUUGUGAAGGUUGACAAGCCCACGGUGGAGAUUGAAUCUGGUGUUGAGGUGCUGGAGGAUAUGAUUCUGCCGUCGGAACAAGGUGGUGAGUUGCCGCAGCCACAGGAAGUCCCGCCAAGUCAUCAACUAAACUCACCGGUAAUCACUAAUGAAGACACAACCACGAAUGCAGUACCACCGCCCAAAGUAGUGCCAAUGAGGGAGGAGAUUGCUCCCGCGAGAGGGGAAUUACUCAAGACGUUCCUAGCACACAUGUACGCCCAGCGCAACUUCACGAUCGGCUGUGGUAUGCUCAUUGUGUGUCUCUUGGCUCCCAUCCCGCCAUUCAUGCAGGGCGUCCUGGCGUGCCUGUUCGCCAUGCUCUUUCUCACCACGCUCUAUGACAUCGCCGUGGAGCUCAUGAGCAAGUCACUGGCCAAGAGUGGCGGACCCGAGAGGGGUGACUUUGCCAUUCCCGACUUUGAGACAAUGCCAAUUUGCCAAGUUCCCGCAGUUGAGGAACAUAAAUCUCUCAAAACAUACACGGGUUGGAUGAAUGAGAUAAACAACUACGAUCCAGUCAACUAUCACAUUUCCAUGACAAGGAGUGUUUACGUGAAGCUCGAUGGAUCCACCCUGAGGAUUUCAAAUGUAGCUGAUCGCGUACCAAAGCGAUCAAUGUGGAAUGAGGUGCCAAUUGACAAGAAUUCAAUCACAUUCACAAAGCAUCGCUUCUACAAUCUCCUCGGGUGUCGCAUUGAGAUGUGCCCCAAAGGGUUGGCAAGGAAGCGCUACUACAGUCGAAAGUACCCAAUUCAGUUGACAAUAUCGCAAUCUAAGGUGGAGCAGGGACCAGAAAACUGCCCAGAAAAGGAAACAAACGGCGUGGAGGGGCUAAGUGAUAGAGAUUUGAAUCUCAAUCACUUUGCUGCGUGUGAGAAUGGUGAGGAAAAGGUACAAAAGCAAGUCAAUGAUGCCACCUACAAUGAUCUUGGGAGUACAAUAAUGAAUUUCAAUGUGGAUUCUGUGACUCAAAUGAAUGAGCAGGGAGACACGGGCUUGAGGGAGGAUCCACCCUGUGGUGAUGACGUACGGUUGCUGCUGUUUGCACGAUGUGAUCGUGAGAAGGAGGACUGGUUUAGACGAUUUACUGCCGCAAGUGUGGGAUUAAUUGUUGAUUCUGAUUGCCACAUUCCGGAUAUGGUUAUGCUCUCUGACGAGGAGGUGGUUAGCAUCAAACUAUCCAGCUAUUUGGAUUUGCAUCAGCCCGUAGAGGGCGAAGAAAAACCCAAUGGAACCGAGAUUGCUAAAACUCCAGAGAAGAGUGCAAAGGACAACGAAGGAGGUGGGGAAAGCAAGAGGAGUAGCAUGGAGUCGAUAUUUGAGGGACUUUUGAUAACAACUUGUGCAACCCGUGGACCUGUUGAUUAUCUUAAAUUCAUGUCCAAGUAUCAGCAAGCUUGUUCCCUAAGUAAAACACCCACUUAUCGCCCCUCUUUAGACACAAGUACCAAAAAAAACCGCCGUGAGAGGAAGGAAGAUGAACUGUGGAAGGGUAUCGAUCAGAGUCUCUUUCUCGGUCCAUCGGGGAGUGUUGUGUGGGCCAAUGUUCUCGUGGGGAGAAUCCUGUACAGUUGCCUCACGGAUGCAGUUCUGCAGGAAAAAAUUCAGGACUUCCUCCAGAAGAAGUUGAGCGCAAUAAAACUCCCGAGUUUCAUGGAGGACGUCAAUAUUGCUCAAAUCUAUUUGGGGGACAAACCACCGCUCAUUCACAAAGUAUCCCAACCGCUUUUGGACGAACGGGGGACGUGGAUAGAUGCUGACGUCACGUAUGAAGGACUCAUGCACAUGACAAUCACCACAAAACUCAAUUUACUGCGCCUGAAGCGACAGCAACAGAAUUCAGGCGGGGACAUUGGGGUAAUUGUACCGGAUUCAAUUGGACUGACAAAUGGAUCGUGUGCAAUCUACGAUAGUGAUGCCGAGAGUACGGGUGGAUCGAGUUCGGAGUCAGAGAGUCAGGCACCACUGAAGACCGAAAAUAUCGACACUCAAGCAUUCUAUGCGUCCUCAUCCGGUAGCAGUAGGAAGUUUCUGCGAAUUGUCGAUCGGAUUACUGCAUCAAAUCUCUUCCAGUCCGCCACGGAGAUCUCCUACAUUCAGCGAGCCAUGGAGAAUAUGAGCACAAAACUCACGCUCAGGGUUGAACUGAAGGGUCUCGUGGCGCGUGUGAGUGUUAAUCUGCCACCACCGCCAUCCGAUAGGAUUUGGAUUGGUUUCCGUGGGCCACCGCGUAUGUGGAUAACGGCUAAACCCACCGUGGGUGAUCAUACAUUCGAUUGGAGUAUUGUUACGAAUAUUAUUGAGAGUAAACUGUGCGAGGAAGUUUACAAGUAUCUCGUGUACCCAAACAUGGUGGAUAUUAUUGUACCCUUCCUCGGGCAGUCAACCUAUCAGGAAAUCAUCCUUCCCCUCCUCAAAAAAAGUGAAGCGAAGGAAAAUAAAAGAAAAGAAAAUACUUGCACUUGGAUCUAAGAGUGAGUGCAUUAGAUAAAAAUUUGUAGCUAUUUUGUGAAUACUGAAAUGGCAUAUUUGCCACUGGUGUGUAAUAAAAGGAAAAAAAAUGAAGAAAUAUCAUGAUAAACAAAAACUGUGGCUGUAAGUGUUUUUUGAAACGUUAUUGUUGAUAGAAAUAUUAUAUAAUAUAUUUACCCUUCAUAUUAUUUUUUCCAUUUACAUCAACUUUCUUUCUCAUGUGAUUUUCAUCAUUAAGUAGUCAAAAAAAAAAGAGUUAGAUCAUUUCCCUUUGUAAGUUACCUUGUAUUUCCUUUUCUUUUAAGUUAAAUACAUUAUUUGCAAUAUU